Messenger RNA from Schistocerca gregaria, 3896 nucleotides. RefSeq lists its product as uncharacterized. Gene Ontology annotation, biological process: N-acylphosphatidylethanolamine metabolic process. Gene Ontology annotation, molecular function: glycerophospholipid phospholipase A1 activity; ATP binding; A2-type glycerophospholipase activity. Bases 1380 to 2309 code for a protein of 309 amino acids. NCBI's taxonomy places the organism in Eukaryota, Metazoa, Arthropoda, Insecta, Orthoptera, Acrididae. The record is from RefSeq and is a predicted model, not a curated record. The transcript is spliced from 2 exons. Gene Ontology annotation, cellular component: cytoplasm.
GUGUUAUAUUCUGUCUUCGUACAGCCCUUACUGCGAAGCAUCGAUGUGCGAUUGUCAUCAAUGUGACCAACGAUAAGAUGUAUCUGUAAGAAAGUGUCAGCUGGCGUCCCUGUCCUGUCCUCGAAGACAGGAAUGAAACCAAAAUUGAACUAGCCCAUCAGCUAAAGCGACUCUCUAAUUUUGUGUAACUUUUUUAUUCUCUCGCUCUUUUGCUUUCUGUCGCAACUACUCUGCUUAUUUUCCGUCAUGCCAAAGAAGAGACAUGAGAAGCUAUCCGGGUAUCCUGAAGCCGGGCGGAUUUUAGAAUCGAAGAGCCAGGCCGACUCAGUCUGGUCAAAUGAAGAAGGCGAGAUCUACGACAACCCCGAGUCGACCAUCACUAACGAAGAAUCACUCGCAUCCGAACUGAAGAAUGUGAAGAUUGAUGAAUCCAAAGCGCUGAGCGCUCGGGCUAUUCAGAAAUUAAAAAAGAAGAAGCAAAAGGGCUUGCUAACCGAAGAAGAGCUCAACCAAUACAGUGAUGUGUUGGGCGUAAAACAAAGCAUUUCGGGGAAAGUCACGAAGGAAUCCGAGAUGCUCUCUCAGAAAAACAACCAAUUCAGUCUGAACGACAUUCAAGUUACAAGCGGCCUAGUUGGAUUCCAGCAGAAAGUAGCAACGACCAGCAUGAGCAAAGACAUUAUUUUCAAUAAUGUGACCAUUUCCUACCAAAGCAAAAUAUUGUUAAACGAAAUCGAUCUCAAACUGUUUUACGGACGUAAGUACGGUCUAGUCGGUCCCAAUGGAACGGGCAAGACAACCUUGCUGCGUCACAUAUCCACCAGGCAAUUGCCAUCCAGGACAACAUUCGCAUUCUUCAUGUAGAGCAGGAGGCAGAGGCCUCUGAAAAAUCCGCUCUCUUGUCUGUUCUGGAAGCGGACACCCAACGAACGGCGCUCUUGGAGCGAGAGAAGGAGCUCAAAAAGCUCAGCCAACUGGAUACGGAAGAGGGUAUUAUGGCUGAGGAAUCUCUCAUCGAAGUUUAUGAUCAACUUCGGCAGAUAGGUGCAUAUUCAGCCGAAGCACGGGUGUCGUCUAUUUUGAGCGGUCUGCAAUUCACAGAAUCGAUGAAAAAAAAAGCCGACGAAGGAGUUUUCUGGAGGUUGGCGCAUGCGCAUCGCGCUAGCUCGAGCUCUAUUCCUAAAUCCAGACCUGCUGAUUCUGGAUGAACCCUCGAAUCAUUUGGAUCUCAACGCGGUCAUUUGGCUCGAGGCGUACUUGAGGCGGUGGAAGAAGACCUUGCUGGUCGUUUCGCACGACCGCGACUUUAUGAACUACUUUGUCACGGACAUCAUACACCUGGACAAGCAGAAGCUAACUACUAUCGCGGAGACUACGAUAUGUUCGAGAAGACGCUUGCCACAUCUAACCGAACGGACGAAAAAUCGAGAAUGAAACAAGAGAAAAAGUUGGAUCAAAUUCAAAAAGCACAAACGACGAAAGCAAAAGAUACGAAAAAGAAGAUACAGGCACAAGGUAUUCUAGAAAAGCAGAAGAAAAGUAAAAUCAAGUUCAGGUUCAAUAAUCCUGGAAAGAUAAAUCCGCCUGUAAUCAAAAUUAGUGAGGUGAGUUUUGCUUUCGACAAAAACGCUCCAGAAGAAGAAUAUAUCUUCAAGGAUGUAGAUCAAUACAUAGACUUAGACAGCAAAAUAGCGAUUGUCGGGCCGAACGGUGCCGGGAAAUCUACGCUCGUAAACCUAAUUACAGGCGACCUCGAGCCCACCAAAGGAGAAAUCAUGAGAAACCGAAAAUUGAAUAUAAUGAAAUUCGCGCAGCAUUUUAUGGACGAGCUGAAGCUGAGUGAAAAUGCCAUUGCAUACAUUACAAAGAACCAUCCUGGCAUUACUCAGCAAGAAGCACGAACGGCGCUUGGGUUUUUUGGACUGUCCGGAAAGACGCAUACCAACCCGAUAUCGCUGUUGUCUGGAGGACAGAAAAGUCGUGUCAUGUUUGCCAACAUCUCGCUAUCAAACGCGGACAUCAUGUUCCUUGAUGAGCCGACCAAUCACUUAGAUAUUCAAAGUGUGAACGCAUUAAUAGAGGGGUUGAAGGCCUUCACCGGGGGCAUCGUCAUUAUAUCGCACGACCAACGUCUCAUCACGAAUGUAUGCAACGAGCUAUGGAUCGUAGAAGGAGACCAAAAAGUAAAAAGAUAUGAAGGAACUUUCGAAGAAUAUAGACAAGAGUUAAUCGACGCUAUGGACGACAGCAUUUUCGAGGCAUUGGGAGAGAACGAGACCACGGCAGAUCCAUCAAGCUCGCGUAAAUAAAGGGGGCUGAUGAUGUAUAUCACCAUACAAACAUUUAUGUAUGCUCGCAUAUGGGUAUACCGCAAGUAGAAAAAAAAAGGGGAAAAGCUGGUACCAAGUCUGCCUGAAGUGGACAGGGAUGCACGUCGUGCAUAAUUUUUCCGUCUCAUGGAACAACAUGUUUGGCACCAGCUCGUGAGAUCUCCCCCUCUUCUCGGUAUCUGUGAAAUCUACGCCCGCAAAAAAUUUUUUUGUUGCAUUUUUGUUCAGUUGUUCUAGACUUCAUGGCGAUGGGCUCUGUCUCCGUUCAGACGGACGAGGAAGACCCGUGCACCAUCCCAAAAGAGCUCAGGGAUGUUCCCCCGUUGACCUUAAACGUAAGCCCUCGAGAUACGAAGCUGUGGCCGAAAAGACUCGAGCAAGAAUACGUGGCCCUGAUCAGUGUAUGUGUACGAUGCAUAUGACCUUACUUGCUUUUGUAAGGCAUCGUUAUCCAAGCCGCCUGGUAUUUAAGAUAAUGAAGAUUUGACACGGAGGUCUUUGCGGGGGUCUCCUGCUCUGUGUACGACGAAUAUAUUUACGAAGCUGCGAUAUUUAAGUUUGUCAAAAUGAGUAAAGCGAAAAACGCAGACUGGUUUCAAAUUGACUCAAACGAAGAUGGGACGCAAUGGUUCGGCAUUUGCUGGUACAUUCAUAACCACGUCAAGUAUGAGUUUGACUUCAGCUUUUCUGUGCCGGCCACGUACCCGUCCACUGCUCCAGAAAUUGCAUUACCGCAGUUGGAAGGCAAAACAAUCAAGAUGUACCGAGGGGGAAAAAUUUGUUUAACCGAGCACUUUUACCCACUUUGGUCCAGACACGUCCCCAGCUUUGGCAUUGUACACGUCCUCGCACUAGGUGUAUGUAUAGGGGCAAUAUGAGGGCAAAACUGCCGUACACGGCUUUAUGCAUUGACCGCAGAUUGACGUUUGUGUACAUUUCUGAAGCUCGCGCCCUGGCUCGCUGCAGAAAUUCCUCACUUGGUGCGGUGCGGAAGACUGAGCCAGGUUUGAGCCGCUUCGACGUCCCGUGAGGCUCGAUAGAGCCGCACCACGACAAACGCCGGUGAAGUUUAGAGAACGGUCUCACGUCCCUCUGGUCGACUCCUUAGGUUCCAACUACUGGAAAAAAGGGAGAAUGUGUGUCGCGUCUGAGGGGUCUGGCUACCGGCCGCUCGAAUCGUGCGGGCCCUCCUGAGCGAGAGGCGGCGUGCAAUAAUUGUCGAUCGAAGAGAGGGAGAAGAGUUUGGUCGAGAGAGCGAAGAAGGGCUCUUGCGAGCGGGAGAGAACGGUUUGUCAGCCCCCCCCCUACCCGUGUACACACGACGGGCGUACCGUCGAUAGAACAUCUGCUGCCUGUGAUCGCGCGUCGUGGCGACAGAGCUGCAAAACCGGAUACCUGUCAAGGAGUACAUUUUAGGGCAGUGGAGCUUACCCAGUUCCCCGUGAACGAACUCGAGGCGAAUAGGGACCCAUUCAGAUUAAACACGUGGGCGCAGAGCUUGUACUGACAAACCGGCCGCUAUCCUAUAUAAAGACAUGCUCGAGAGACCACCCUCGGCUCGUACAC